CAAGUCCCUAAAUCUUUUCGUCUCGUGCAGGCUUUGCUUUUGGCGCCUGUCACUUUGCUGAUUGCGAAAGUGGCCCCUGCGGUGGUGGCAGCUAGCUUACAUACAACACUGUGCACCAGUGCUUCACCAUCUUCCUUCCCUUGGUCUUCACUUCUGGACCCGGACCAUCAUAUGUCGUUUGGCCCUAACCCGUCGGAUUUUCGCCCAUAACACCCAUUGUGCCUAAAGCCCAUGGCAUGGUCGAUCGCCCGCAAUCGCCUCCGCCAACUGCUCCCGUCCUAAGACAAGAUCUACACACUUCGAUGCACUGUCUGGUUUCGUACGUUCAGAUUCGGGAAUUGCGACAACACAGCGCUGCACAUGGCUGUGGGAACGGACCGCCGUGCGAAGAAGACCGCUUCCAGACUAGACCAGCCGUUGCCUCUCCAGCCUGUCCGUAACGUAAUGUCCUUUAAUCCUCCGGACCACAGUGCUGGCGUCGAUGGUCCUGCUCCAGAGCCUACCUCUGUUCACAGUCCAACGGAUCAUCUUGACCUCAAGAACAACUUGACUGGACCGGAGUCCACCAUCCAAACACAUCAACAUCCUAGCAAAAAAAGACGUUCGUCUAAGAGCAAGAUACCUGGAGAACUUCGACGAUCAACGUCUACGCCACACAUGCGCAACUUGGCUUUAGGGACAUCUGGCGAGUUGUCGCCAACAAGCAAUAAGGCGCGCAAUAAGCUGGGAUACCAUCGAACAUCUGUCGCGUGCGGACACUGCCGACGGAGAAAGAUUCGAUGUCUUCUGGCGCCAGAUGACCCACAAGGCCGUUGCUCGAAUUGCAUUCGAUUAAAGAAAGAAUGCAACUUCUUCCCAGUGGAACACAAUCUCGACACACAACAUCCCUCAGGUGCAGUAAAGGAUCUGAGUACAGGGACACCAACAACACCGGUGGCCUCAUCGCCAAGACAUCUGCCUCCACACGCAGAAGAAAAGAUCGGCGACUUCCACCCGCCAUACCAUGGGGUUUCAGCAGCCGCGCCGAAUGCGCCUUACGGAUAUUCCGGCGAACCAGAUAUCGAUCCUCAUCAUACGCCCACUUCAAGUGGAGUACAACAUGCAGCCUAUUCGUAUCCUCCUCCGAUAGAGACACAGUGGCCUCCAACAACUAGCUAUCUUCCAUCGUCAACGAUCGCCGAAAGCCCCAAUUCAUACUGGCGACAAUCUCCGUCAACAGCGAACUCCGUGUACGGAAGUGAGUCGGGCGUCUCCGGCGUGCAUACCCCAGCUACUAUGAGCACAAGCUCAACAAUGUCGUACGGCCACCCAGAGAGCCACGCGUGGGGUCAGCAACCUUCGUUCCAACCACCACCAACACGAUCGAUGUCUUACGGCAACAUUGAGGGUUUACCGCAACAAUACCCUGGUCAAGGUCUUGGAAUUCAGCAGGACUUCGGGCGACGAACCUCCCCCUACCCUUAUCCCACCAGUAUAGACACAAGUCAACCAACGUUACACGCCACCACCAUGGGAGGGUCGACAUCCGGACCUCUUUCCGCGCCAGUGCUUCAGUCCCACCAGUUCUACCCACCAGCUUGGAACUCCUACGAACAUAAUCAGAUGUCACCAAUGCAAAUACCUGGUCGCUCAAUGAGCGCACAAUGGUACGCAGAGCCGGGGCAUCUGGACCAAGUGCAGGAAGAGGGCGGACCACCUAUGGCUUACAACCAGCAUGGGGUACCACAAUACUACUCUGGCGCAUGAUCUGACAAGCCAGCUCCGUUUCUUACAGCAAACUGGCUCCCAACAAGACUUUCACAUUCAGAGAUAUUGAACGCUUUCAGUGGGCUUAAAACCCAGGCAGUACGCAUUGCCUGUCGUAUCAAGGGCUCCUAUAACGGCGGUACUUUUCCCACGA
Molecule: messenger RNA, 1900 nt
Organism: Macroventuria anomochaeta
Lineage: Eukaryota; Fungi; Ascomycota; Dothideomycetes; Pleosporales; Didymellaceae
Exons: 4
Coding region: 361-1746 (461 amino acids)
Biological process (GO): regulation of DNA-templated transcription
Molecular function (GO): zinc ion binding; DNA-binding transcription factor activity, RNA polymerase II-specific
Source: RefSeq, a predicted model, not a curated record